AUGGCAUCACCUGAUCCUGAAACUAACUUCGUCGAGCACGAGCUCAUCGUCCGAAGAUUUAACAGAGGUACACUCAGCGAGCGACAACAGCGUCGCGAAGAACUCGUCCAAGAAUACCAGCGCAUGAGCAUUGUCCAACGAGAUCGGCUUGUCAAGGCAAUAUACGACGUCAGAGAGGCGCAAAAAAGAGUGAUACGAGCUAUGAAUGAUGCACUCGACUUUUGGCACGACCAGUCCAUGUCAGAUCAAAUCCGAGGGGACAGGAUGCCAAUGGAUGAGGAUAUGGAAAAGGCAUUGGGACUACAAGACGGAUGGAGGAGAGAGGCAGUCAAUCUGCAAGGCGGGCUCGAUAUACUGAGAAUCGCUUAUACGCACCACGACUUUCCCGAGACAUGUAUUGAUUGGGUUCAGGCAAGAUAUGAGGAGAUGGGCGAUGUCAUUACCGAUGCAGAAGAGCGGGUAGAGAUGAUAGAGGCCUCUCUUCGAGAGGACGCUGCUAUACAGCAGUUCAUCGAUGAAUCUCUGGAUGAGGAACUGUUUGACGGGGACUGGCAAGGCGCUGUAGAUCUUGGCGGCGGAAUUUCAGAGGCUGGUCUUUGGGUGAAGAUAGAUGAGGAUGGGAACGUCGUGGAUGUGAGUACACAUUGUUGAGCCACGUUGUGAUAGUACUCCCUGCUGACUUCUCUGACAACAGCGCAUAGUCUUCAAACGGGAGUUCGUCGACAUCACAAGAUGGAAUACAAGCUCGAACGUCUGGCAUGGCAAUCCGCAAGAUCCGCACAACCGCACUCCACUCGAAUACUUCCUGCAGAACAAGUGCAACGCCGCAUCACCAGAGCACUUCGUCAAGCUCAGAAACUGGUCGCAGGACAUGGAAAAACAUGCUCUCAAUCUGUACGUCGAAUACUGUGCGGGCGGCGAUCUGAGAGGCGUGGAGAAGAAGUACGUGUCCAACAAGAACCUGAGAAUUCCCGAACCAUUUCUCUGGAUGCUAUUCUUGCACUUGACUGAGAGCUGUUUGGUAAUGUGGAGAGGAGGAAUCGAGCGUAAUCAUCCCGACUGGGACAAGCAAAUUGUUCAUAUGGACAUCAAGCCGGGUAUGGGCACCGCAACCUCACUUUCCACCAUAGCACGCUGACAUCAUGUUAUUACAGCGAACAUUUUCCUUGCUAGCGCCGACGAGAAGAAGAGCUUUCCACACUACCCAACUCCGAAGCUAGUAAGUCCUCCACCACCAAAGUGACAACCAUCUGAAAUCUAAGGACAAUAUUGUAUAGGCGGACUUCGGCCUCGCAUUCGAAACAUCGCCUAACGAUGCCAACAACCCAGUAGACCAUCGAUUUGCUGGAACGACCCCAUACAUGGCUCCUGAACAGCAUGGAUAUACCAAAUGGCAACUCCUCGACCACACCAACGUAUACGCCAUCGGCGCCACAAUCUUCGGUCUCUUCCAUCACCGCAACCGCCGACUCCACCCAGAACAACAAAUCAGCGCGGAGGAUCCUGACACGAAGUGGAAAUUCAGCACCUGGAGUAGUCUGAUGUACAGCUCCGAACUACGCGGAUUGAUCGAGCAAUGCAUCGAUUGGGACCCCAGCUUGCGGCCCUCGUCUUUGGAAUUGAGAGAGAGAAUUCUGAGCGCGAUUGCGACACUGCGUGAUGAGAAGGGGGAAUAUGUGAGGGAUGGGCUGAGGGGGGAACAGCCUGCAAUUUCGAAUUUUGAUCUUGUGCUUGCGAGGGAGAUGUAUCCUUUGGGUUUUGCGAUUGAUUCGGGAGAUGUGGCGGCGGAUGGAGAGCUUGUGGCGGGGACGGCUGGGGCUGGAGCAGAGGACAGUAGUGGGAUGUCUUUGGGGAUGGUCGCAAGAUCGGAGGAUGAGGAGGAUACGAACAUGAGUGGCAUGGAUUGA
This is a messenger RNA of Lecanosticta acicola, 1907 nucleotides long. The record is from the annotation of a GenBank genome assembly. NCBI's taxonomy places the organism in Eukaryota, Fungi, Ascomycota, Dothideomycetes, Mycosphaerellales, Mycosphaerellaceae.